Molecule: messenger RNA, 1224 nt
Organism: Durusdinium trenchii
Lineage: Eukaryota; Dinophyceae; Suessiales; Symbiodiniaceae
Source: the annotation of a GenBank genome assembly
CGGCUUUCGGCGCUCCCACAAAAAGAAGAAGCGCACAUCUCAUUCAUGCUGGCGCCAUGCGGCGCAGCUAUGUGGGAGAGGUCUCGGUCUAUCGCAGCAAUGCGUAUCAGGGUCUCCGCUUCGCCGACGUGCAGAACUGCGCGCCGCGUGCAGAACUGCGUGCACGUGCGCGGGCCUAUGUAGGGGAGGAAGAUGAAGACUGCAUACCAGCUGCGAGCAGCGCUCCUGAACGUACCUGGAGGAAGGUGAACAAAGUCUCGACUCUCCCGCUACCAGUGAGCCUGCAGGAAUCUUUGACUUCGCCUCACGUGCAAUUGGUCAUCCAAGCACCGCAAGGAGUACCCAAAGGCGGACGCCCCAGAUGCCGGACUCGAUCUGCCCUCUCACUCAUCUUUGAAGAGAACCGAUUUCCAGAACCCUUGUACUAUCGCAAUGUGGAUUGCAUGGGUAUCCCUUCUCUCCUGUCGCAGAAGGAGUGCGAAAAAAUCAUCGACUUCGCCGAGAGCUGCCACUUCCGAGACCUUGUGCGGCUCAGGGUGGUGGAUUUAUGCUACGUGGACAUCAGAGAUGCGAGUUUCGCUGAAGCUCUUUGGAAGUCUGGGCUCGGCUGGCUGCUGAGAACCGUGCGAUUGGAUGGAAUGAUCCCCUGUGGCCUGAACGAAGUGGUCCGAAUCCAGAAGUUCGUCCAGGGUGGACAUGUGGCCUUGCACACAGACCGACCCAUUCGACUGGAGGACGGACGGGUUUCCAAGUACUCCUUGCGAAUCUUCUUGAACGGGUCAACCGACAAACACUUUGAGGGUGGCCUGAGCGUCUUCCAUGUGCCGUUCCAAGAUCCGGUGGUCUUCGAACCAAUGACGGGCCUGGCGCUGUUGUACCCCCAGGGUGAGCUUUGUACGCCCCAAGAGGAAGCCGAGGUGACCUUCGGAACGAAGUAUGUCUUGAGAGCUGAUGUCAUCUUCCGCCCUGCAUUGCCAUAGGCAGAGGGCGAGAGAUGACCACUUCUUGUCCAGUGAUGUCUGAAGAACUGUGAAGAACUGAGUCCCAUCGUUCUGCAUGGGCGCAUCAAGUCGAAGUCUCUCGUAGCCAAAGUGCCGCAGCGGAAGACUGGACCUGGCAAAAAAGUCGGCAGGGAGACUGGACACGUGUCUCAUAUCUCGAAAAGGGCAGCCAGUUGUGGGUCAAAGCACAUCUAAUUAAUCCAAACUACUUAGUACAUCUACA